This is a messenger RNA of Paramecium primaurelia, 691 nucleotides long. Lineage: Eukaryota; Ciliophora; Oligohymenophorea; Peniculida; Parameciidae. The record is from the annotation of a GenBank genome assembly.
AUGACUGUAAGUAAGAUGGAGAUUCAAUUAAGUUAGGAAAGUGGAUUGAAUUGAUAUAUGGAGUUCAUAAUGAUUCGUAGAUCACUUAUGUUGGCGAAUAUUAAAAUGGUAAAAAAGUUGGUAGAUGGGAUAUAUGGUAUCAGGAGAAUUAUGAUGAUAAAGAGAAUUUAUAAAUGUAAAGAUUUAAAAAAAUAAAUUUUAGUGGUGGUGGAGUAUAUGAACAUCAAGAGGACGGAGAUUCAAUUAAAAUUGGAAGGUGGAUUGAAUUGAAUGAUGGAUUUUAUUAUAAUUCAUAAGUUACUCAGGUUGGUGAAUAUUAAAAUGGUAAAAAAGUUGGUAAUUGGGAUAUAAUGUAUAGGGGAUAAUCGAUGUAAAAUUAUAGAUAUUAAAUUUAAGCGGUGGUGGGUCUUAUCAAUACUAAUAAUAAGGAAAUUCAAUUAAAAUAGGGAGUUGGAUUGAAUUGAGCACUGGAUUUAAUGAUAAUUCGUAAGUCACUUAUGUUGGUUAAUAUUCAAAUGGUUCAAAAUUUGGUAAAUGGGAAAUUUACUAUAAGUUUUAUCUUUUCGAAUGGACAAACUAAAAGAUGUAAAUAUUAAAUAUAUCUCAGCGGUGGAGGAUUAUAUGAGGAAAAUUUGGAAGGGGACUCUGUCAAGGUUGGUUAAUGGAUUGAAUAAAGUGAAGUUUUCAUUUG